AUGGUUACAAAGCAGAAAGAAAUGCCGAUUUUGUUCGGAACUUGUAUGCUCUGCGUUCUUUCGUUAUGUGUUGGAUUAGCAUAUGGUAAAAAUUGUGUUCCAGUUGCAACCUGUAAAUUCUAUACCAGUACAGAUAUGAGAUGCGACAGCCCUACUGCGAAAUACUUGCCGAAUAUAACCUCCUAUGAGUUGGAAAUAUUAAAAGUGAAUUAUCCGAUAUUAAAAGAAAUUCCUGAUUAUUUCUUCCAACGAUUUGGAAAAUUGAAAUCUCUGAGGUUCUUUUGGGGUAAUUUUAGACAGCUUUCGAAGUAUUCCUUAUCUGGACUUUCCAACCUCACGACUUUAGUCAUAAAAUUUUCUCAACUACGUGUGCUGCAUCUAAAAACAUUCACGAAUUUGACACAAUUAGAAUAUUUAGCACUGCAAGUAAACAAAUUGGAAAUCAUCCCUAAAGAAGCAUUUUCAAACCUUCAUUAUCUCUCAUCCUUGCAUCUUUCUGGUAACAACAUUAAUUAUAUCGAUUUGAUAAUGCCUGAGGAUUCUGUCCUGAAGUAUUUUUAUUUGAAUCACAAUGCAAUACAGACAAUAUCGAGGUCAACAUUUGAAAAUCUGUCACAUUUAAAAUACGUCCAUCUGGAAUAUAACUUGAUUGGAAGUUUACCGCAUGGCAUACUUGAAAAUACGAAAGUGCACUCUUUUACACUUUCCAACAAUAAAAUCAAAAAGUUGGAACGUGAAACUUUCAGACAAGCGACAUACUUGCAAUUCGUUGAUUUGAGUACAAACCUUAUUAAAAGUAUAGAACCUAUGACUUUUCGGGACUUGUUCUUAGACAAUAACAAAGUCACGAUCCUUAAAAAUAACACGUUUUAUCGAUUAACAAAUUUAAUAUUCCUAGUACUACACGAAAACAUCAUCACCAAUAUCGAACAAAAUGCAUUUCACAGCUUAAGAAGUUUUAGAACAUUAUAUCUCCAAAACAACUUGAUAAAAUCCAUCAAUCGUGGUGUAUUAAACCAACUGGGUAACAUGUCAACUUUAAGACUUUCACAUAAUAACAUUGGGAUGUUGGAAUAUGGAACAUUUGAAGGAUGUAAGUCUCUCACAAAUUUAUAUUUGGAUAAUAAUAUUAUUACCAGAAUUGAUGCUCAUGCAUUUGCACCUUUUCGAGGUUAA
Hydractinia symbiolongicarpus is the source of this 1176-nucleotide messenger RNA. Its product is annotated as carboxypeptidase N subunit 2-like. Lineage: Eukaryota; Metazoa; Cnidaria; Hydrozoa; Anthoathecata; Hydractiniidae. The transcript has a single exon. The coding region runs from base 1 to 1176 and encodes 391 amino acids. Gene Ontology annotation, molecular function: protein binding. The record is from RefSeq and is a predicted model, not a curated record.